UUAAUCAAACAAAAACAACACACAAUCAAUUAGAAAAUUAACUUAAUUGUUCAAUCAUUUAAUUACAAUGAUUGGUCAUUUCUUUUUUUUUUAAAUUCUUUCUCUGUUUAAAGACUAUGAAUACAAGAGAUCAAAUCAAAUUCGCAACAAUCAGUUAAUUACAAAUUAUAUUUCAUCUUUAAAUGUUAAUCCUUAAUGUAUUUUUAUAAUCUUUUAUGUUACACUUGAAAAAAAUUAAAAGGGUUUUAAUUGUUGAAGAUGCGAAAUUAAAUAAAAUUAAAUAACAACCAUUGGUUUUGAAGAUGAUCAUUAUCAACAAUUUAACAUAAUUAAGGCAAGUUGAUAUUAAUUUUGGGUUAAAAUGUUACAAUUAGUAAAUUUUUUGGGUUAAAGGAUUUACGGUUACAUCUAAUUAAGUAAAAAUUUCCCUUAACUAAUCAACAAUUAGAGUUAAAUUAAUGGUUAGGGCGAUGGUUACAAUUAAGUGAAUGAUGAAAAUGAAUCUCUUUUCUUCAUGAUUUUAACUCCAUGAACUUAAUUACCUGAUGUUCAUUAAAUUGACAUUCACUGGAAAUUGAAUGAUCGAUGUUUACAAUUACGUUGAUUGUUGGUAAACAAUCAAAUGUUUACCAAUGUUUGUUUACAAUUAGAAACAAUUAGUUUCCCAUCCAUGGGUUUGGAUCCUUUUUGACAAUCUAUUCAAUUGGAAUCUAUUGAUUUCUUCAAUCAUAAAGGUAACAAUUUCAGGUGAAUGUAUUUUUUGGACAUGAUGAUGAGGAUGAUGAAAAGAAAGAGAGACAAAGAAAGAGGAAGAUGAAACAAGUGAGAGAGACAAUUAAGUAUCCAUAGUGAUUAAAGUUAUGUUUGUAUCUAAAUUGUUGAUAACAUUGAACCUUUUCCGAUGAUAACCACAAGUCGAAGAGGUUAAAUCAGUAACUAAAUUAGUCUUCGCGGAUAUGAAACAAUUUAAUUGUGAGAAUUAAUAUUUUCCAAUUGAAAUCUAUGUAGUUACCAUAAAGAAAGUAAUAGAAACAAUUAAGGAUUAUGUUGAUUACUUGGUUUAUUUCAUUGAUUAAAAAGUUUCAAUUACUUUUGAUUUUUUUAUCAAUAAAACUUUUAAUUACUCGAUCAAAUGAUUUUGUUUAUUGUAUCAAUUCAACGAGUAGUGUUUACAAUUGUGAUCAAACAAAUUGUCUUCAUGGUGUUUGUUGGUCUAAAUCAUCACAAUUAACUGAUUUAAAAUCAUGUUAUUGUGAUAAUGGAUUCACUGGUUAUCAAUGUUCAAUUAAUUAUGAUGAUUGUCUCCUUAAUCAGUGUCAAAAUGGUGGUACUUGUGUUGAUAGAAUCGCUGAUUUUGAUUGUAUCUGUCCACCAGGAUACACAGGUAAAUUGUGUCAAACUGAGAUAAAUGAAUGUAUCUCAGCACCUUGUCUAUCGGGUGGAUCUUGUAUUGAUGAGAUAAAUGGUUUUCGAUGUCAAUGUUUACCUGGAUUCUCAGGUCACUUUUGUGAGAUCGAUAUUUCCGUUUGCAAUGAGACUGGAUUUUACGACGGAACGGAAACAAGUAAAUGUUUGAAUGGUGGACAAUGUUCAGAAGGUCCUGGUCUCGAAUAUAAAUGCCAAUGUCAACCAGGAUUCGAGGGCCAUCGAUGUGAGACAAUAAUCAAUCAAUGUGAACCCAAUCCGUGUUUAAAUGGCUCUCGGUGUGUCAAUCAUAUCGCCGAUUUUACUUGUAUCUGUCCACCCGAUCGAACAGGUAAAACGUGUGAAAAUGAUUUAAUUCCCUGUGAAAUUAAUAACUGUCAACAUGGAGCAAUUUGUUUAAUCACAUCGAGUUCAACUCGAUCAUGUUAUUGUGUACCCGGUUUCUAUGGGGUACAUUGUGAACGGCAUUUUAAUGAGUGUAUGUCAUCAGUAAAUGUUUGUGCCAAUGAUGGUCUUUGUAUUGGUGGAUUAGUUAAUUACUCUUGUUCGUGUUUAAAUGGAUUUAAGGGAAAACAUUGUGAAAUAAAUUGUUCAAACAAUUACGAGUCAAUUAUUGAUCAACGUUGUUUCAAUGAGAAACAAUCAACCACCAAUCAGUCAAUUACAACACUCGAACCAUCAAUUGGAAUUGAUUAUUCAUCAACUACGACAUCAACUAUUAAGACAAUUAUUUCAAAUGGAUCGUCAUUAGAAUCAUCAACUUAUCAUCAACAAUUAGCUAAUCAUUCAUUUGACAAUUACAAUGAAUCAGUUGUUGAUUAUGAAUCAGCAAUUAUUAACUCACAGUCUCCAUUCAGUAAUCAGUUUAAUUCAUCGUUCUCGGUUAAUCAACAUGAUGAUUUAUCAUCAUUAAAAGAUAAUCAAACUAUUCCCAGUGAUUUAGUUGAUAUUAACGAUUUGUUUAGUCCAUCAUUUAAUGGUGAAUCAUCUUACAUGGUAAUUACCUCGGACGAUGAUCAAUAUGUUUCGAGUUUAACAAUUAACUUAUCCUUUUUGAGUUACGAUUCUAAUGGAACCAUAAUUUCAACUCGUUCGACAAUCGAUUCAAGAUAUUUUAUAAUAAUCUAUUUGAAUGAUUUUCGACUCAAGGUUUGGUUCUCAUGUAAUUCUCGAGAAAUGGAUCUGAUUGAAUUUCCAGGCCUCAUUUCGGCAUCGACUUUCUAUCCGCUUACAUUUCAAUUGAAUCUCCAGAACAACUCAUGUACCGCUCGAUUGACACUCAAUCAUAAUUAUACAAUAAUCAGUGGACAGUCGGUUGGAUCAUCUUCAUCUUCACCUUCAUCGCCGAUUCGUCCUCUUUGGCCUUGUUUCCGUGAUUUUUAUCUCGGUAAAAUGGACCCAAGUUUAAGAUCAUUUUCUCAUAUCGAUAAUGAUAAUGUUCAUUUCAACGGUUGUCUCAAAGAGAUAAACAUUAAUGGUCUUAAUUUGAUUAAGAAAAUUGUUAAUGUUACCGAAUGUCAAAUGGCCUCCGUUUGUUCAAACGAUCCUUGCAACGGUCGAGGUAAAUGUUUACAAUCACCGACGAACUGGUCUUGUCAUUGUGAGCCCGGUUAUUCGGGACGUCGAUGUCAAUCAGCUAAUUGUUCACCUAAUCCAUGUGAAAAUGAUGGUCUCUGUUUAACCACAGGCUCAGAUUUUAAUUGUCUCUGUAGUAAUGGCUCGUUUGGUGAAUACUGUCAAUUAGAUCUGAAUGAAACUCUUCCAGCCUUUGGUUACAAUGAUAAAGGUUCAUCUAAUUCAUACAUGAUCUAUGAACUUCCUAAUCAAACAUUUCAUUUCGAGAUGAGAUUUAGAUUAAUGAUCUCAAAUCAUGUUAAUCAAAAUAACUCAUUAAUCCUUUUCUUGGGUAAUACAAAUAAUAUUAGAUUAAGGGGACGACCAAUUGAUUUCAUUAGUAUCUCGCUGCUUGAAGACAUGAUUGUCUAUCAGAUUAACAUGGGCCAGGGAACCAAAGUUAUGGUUGGUAAGAUGAAUUCAACUCGAGUUCAUACAAUUUAUCUUGGUCAACACCGACAAUUAGCUUGGUUAAUUGUUGAUGAUUUAAAGAGAGACCUCGAAAUUGUCCAAACUCGACACAAUAAACUUAACAUUGAACCUUUUCUGUACAUUGGUAAUCAUAAAGCUUCACCUUUAAGGACUUUUACAACUUUCCAAGGUUGUGUUUUUGACAUUCAAGUUCGUAAUGAUCCUAAAUUACCCUUCCAACAAUUAAAUAAUAUCCUUUGGAGUUCCAAUGUUAAUGAAUGUACCGAUUUGCAUAAAUGUAGAAAAGGUUAAUCAUUCUCAUCUUCUAUCAACAAUUAAGUAUUAAUUACUUAACCAUUAGUCUAGAUUGGAUGUAAAAAACUUCCCAGUGCAAUAUUAUUAUAUGAGAAAUUAAAAUUUCUUUAAUUAUCUUUGA
Messenger RNA from Panonychus citri (citrus red mite), 3886 nucleotides. Its product is annotated as protein crumbs-like. Gene Ontology annotation, molecular function: calcium ion binding. Lineage: Eukaryota; Metazoa; Arthropoda; Arachnida; Trombidiformes; Tetranychidae. The coding region runs from base 1045 to 3762 and encodes 905 amino acids. The record is from RefSeq and is a predicted model, not a curated record. The transcript has 4 exons.